AUGGCGAUGCAACCUCAUAGUAAGAAGAGAGUGUGUUAUUAUUAUGACAGUGAUAUAGGGAAUUAUUACUACGGUCAAGGACAUCCCAUGAAACCCCAUCGCAUACGUAUGACCCACAACUUAUUAUUAAAUUACGGUUUAUACAGGAAAAUGGAGAUUUAUAGACCACACAAGGCUACAGCUGACGAGAUGACAAAGUUUCACUCGGAUGAUUAUAUUCGUUUCCUCAGAUCAAUUAGGCCCGAUAACAUGUCUGAAUAUAACAAGCAGAUGCAAAGAUUUAAUGUAGGGGAAGACUGUCCUGUAUUUGAUGGCCUAUAUGAAUUCUGUCAGUUGUCUGCUGGGGGUUCAGUUGCUGCUGCUGUGAAACUAAAUAAACAGGCAUCUGAGAUCUGCAUCAACUGGGGUGGAGGUCUGCAUCAUGCAAAGAAGUCUGAAGCAUCUGGAUUCUGUUAUGUCAAUGAUAUUGUGCUUGGAAUUUUGGAACUUCUCAAAUACCACCAGAGAGUUUUAUACAUUGAUAUUGAUGUUCACCAUGGAGACGGUGUAGAAGAAGCUUUCUAUACUACAGAUAGAGUGAUGACAGUUUCUUUCCAUAAAUAUGGUGAAUAUUUUCCAGGAACAGGUGAUCUUCGUGAUAUUGGUGCUGGGAAAGGCAAAUACUAUGCAGUGAAUAUACCACUGCGUGACGGUAUGGAUGAUGAAUCAUAUGAAUCCAUCUUCGUACCUAUAAUAUCUAAAGUCAUGGAGACAUUCCAGCCCAGUGCAGUUGUUCUGCAGUGCGGUGCUGACUCUUUGACAGGUGACCGUUUGGGUUGUUUUAAUCUGACGGUUAGAGGGCAUGGCCGGUGUGUGGAACUAGUUAAAAGAUUUGGAUUACCAUUCCUUCUCGUUGGAGGUGGAGGUUACACAAUUCGGAAUGUCUCACGUUGUUGGACUUACGAAACAUCAGUCGCUUUGGGCGUCGAAAUCGCAAAUGAGCUGCCUUAUAAUGACUAUUUCGAAUAUUUUGGACCUGACUUCAAACUACACAUAUCACCAAGCAACAUGUCAAACCAAAACACACCAGAAUAUUUAGAGAAAAUAAAGAAUAGACUCUUUGAGAAUUUGAGAAUGUUACCACAUGCACCAGGGGUACAGGUACAAGCUAUCCCUGAAGAUGCUGUAAAUGAUGAAUCUGAAGAUGAGGACAAAGUUGACAAGGAUGAGAGGUUGCCACAAAAUGAAAAAGACAAACGCAUCACUGGUGAUGGUGAGCUGUCAGACUCAGAAGACGAAGGUGAGGGCGGCCGUCGCGACAACCGCUCGUACCGAAACCCACAACCGCGCAAACGCCCUCGCUUAGACAAGGACGUGUCACAGCUUAAAGAUGAAAUCAAAUUGCUUUCAGCUGAAGACUCGAAGGACGACGUCAAAAACAUAAGCAGUGCUGAAGAACCAAAGAAAGACAUAGCGCCAAAUCCCUGA
Messenger RNA from Arctia plantaginis, 1467 nucleotides. The record is from the annotation of a GenBank genome assembly. NCBI's taxonomy places the organism in Eukaryota, Metazoa, Arthropoda, Insecta, Lepidoptera, Erebidae.